Messenger RNA from Syngnathus typhle (broad-nosed pipefish), 4194 nucleotides. RefSeq names its product shieldin complex subunit 2 (gene shld2). The record is from RefSeq and is a predicted model, not a curated record. Gene Ontology annotation, cellular component: nucleus; site of double-strand break. Gene Ontology annotation, biological process: regulation of double-strand break repair via homologous recombination. The transcript is spliced from 6 exons. NCBI's taxonomy places the organism in Eukaryota, Metazoa, Chordata, Actinopteri, Syngnathiformes, Syngnathidae.
CACACACACACACACACACGCAAUCGCAGAAAAAGGGUUGUGCCAUUCUGAACUUUUACCUCAUCCAUGUCAGGCCUGCGGCUGAGUGAGGACACCUGGAGGGGAGAGAAGAUACUGCAGUCCACCUUCAGCAGCAAAUUGCUCAACUUCGGUCAUGUUAGUGCCUUCACCUGCCCCACGGGUAUUGCUCCAGAUGCCCCCUCACCCUGGCUCAUCCCUUACGGCGCCCCCCUGCUGCUGUCCACGCCACGACGCUGCCCUCAGCAUCUGGAACGCCUGCCGCAUGUCAUCAGGUGCGUCAUCCCAUGUUUGAUCCCACAUGUGGCAGAGUGGCGAGCCGAGGCGGAGUCUCGCCGCAGGUCAGCUUUGGAACGCCACGCAGUGGCGAGUGUGGAGUGGGCCAAUGGCCUUAAGGGGGCGCUGCUGCUGUGGGGUUCGGCUCUGGACUGGCUUCCAGGCUUCAGGACGCACCUAGGUGGGCUUUCGUCUGCCUGUCUUGUGUGGUGUUACGUGGCGGCGAGCCACGCCCGGCGACUGGAUGCAACUGACCACCGGCUGGGCCGAUUCCUGUGCGUCACGGGUCGCACCGUGGAGAUGGACGUGGACACACUCCUCUCGCAGCAAUACUCAGGUGGCAGCCUGUCCUGGUGGGACCCAGUCUAUCCACGUAGAGCCUCUGCCAGCAAACACAGACCACACUUGUUGUCCUCAGGAGACGUGCUGCUCAGGGUACGAGUGUUGGCCUUCCGCUUUUGGCCUUAUGGCGACAUGGCAGCGGCCCUGCCGUCCAGCUUGGACGGCUCCACGCCUCGUGCCGCCAUUUCUGGGAUGCUGAGCGGCGAUGUGACCUACUUGGGGUGCAACCGGUGCGUCGCCGAACUGGACGUUGACGCCAACGGAAUUUAUGCCCCAUGCUACGUUUGCCUGCCCGUGGCCGCCAUCCGCAGGCCGGCUGUGCUGACGGUGAGCGAGCAGGGCUCCAGGCAGGCGAGUGUUCAGGUUCCCACUGUCGCCGCGCAGAAGAUUCGGGGCAUGCCGCCCGGCCAGCUGCUGAGGAACGCAGGGGAGAGCUGUUUUCUCCCUACGAACUCUUGACUCCGCUUUCAAUGUUGUCCGUCGGCUGCAGGCUCCGACGGCUAAACUGUUGAUGUGGCAGUGGAGAGGCUCCGCACACUCCUCUGCCUUCCCAGGAAAAACGUGGCCAUCUCCGUGCGCAGCCUCGUCUUGUGCGACAACAACGGUGCGGCCAUCAGUCAGGAGUUGGCGCUGCUCGAGCUGCUCUUAGUCCCGGACCUGUGAAAGCUCGGCUCGGUGCGUCUCGGAUCAGGUCGAAUGGCAUCUUUUGCCAAACAUUACUUAUAGCGAUGGAAAACAAGAAUAAUACAGCACCUUCAAUGCAAUUCAUCUGAUACAACUACCGUUUUUUUCCGUGUAUAGUGCGCAAAAUUUAACGAAUUUAUUGUCCUAAAAUCUGGGGUGCGCAUUAUACAUGGGUACAAAUUUUCUUUUAUUUUUUUAUUUUUUUUAUUUUAUUUAUUUUUUUUUUUUUAGAAAACAAAACCAACAACAGGACUGACCGACAAAGUCGUGGAACAAAAAGACAGGGUGACAUUACCAAAGACAGGAACAGAAAGCAAACAGACAUCAUGACAGUAACACAUGCAAUGAUCCGACGGUGAGCGAGGGGCAGACAGGACUUAAAUACAAAACACGUUACAUCGAUUGAGGUGACACAGGAAGAGAGGGGCGACGCGAACAGAAACUAUGGCAACCUAGACACAACCGAGACGUGACAAAUGUCCCUCGAAAUGAAACUUGAAAUCACCAAGUUUUGGUUUCCAAGGGUGUUUUUAUUCCUCUUCAACGUCUCUCCCAUGCAGAGCUGCCUUUUUCACGUCCGCACGCCUCGCACGGAGCGCGGUGGUGCGUUUAUGGGCAGUCGGAGAAAUCAACGCCAACAAAAAAAAUUACAUCCAGCCUAGUUAAGACCAUACCAAAGACUAUAAAAAUGGGACCCAUUGCCUCCCUGCGUGUGUGACGAUCAUUGGGACUUAAAAAAAAAAAAAAAGAAAAAAAAAAAAAAAUUCAUAAAAAAAAAUUCAUAAAAAUUGGGUGCGGAUUAUACAUGGGUACAGGCUUUUUUCCAGCAUCAGCAUGCCAUUUUUAGGGUGCGUAUUAUACAUGGGGGCGCACUAUACACGGAAAAAAACGGUACUCAAAAUGCACCCAGAAUAAGUGAAAACAUAGAUUGGACAGCUCUAAAAUGAGCCGAAAGACUGACGCUAAUGCUAUGAGAACAAGGGCAUCAUAGACACGCAAUAAUAUAAAAGUGAAAUACAGUUCAUUAUUUUUGUGUCAUUUCAAGCUUACUGCUUUACUGUAUCUGCCGUUUACAUAGAUUGAAGGAACUGAACCAUCAAAGUCUUUGGGUGAAAUCUUCUCUAUACUGACAAAACAUUUCUGAAACUCGUCCUUGAACAAUCAGGACUUUGCAGGACAGUGUAAUGAGUUGUGUGGAUCGAUGCAUCCAACAAUGGAACAUUUUGAUCUCUCCACUUUGGCAGCCCUGAGUUGUUUGGACUACAAAAGUCUCUCUGAGAAAUACGGAUGGUGGAUUUACGAAACUGUUUGGCCACACCCAUUACCUUACAUUACCUUGUUUGGUAGUUCCGCCCCAAAGGAUGUGACGUAAUGGAUAAAAAUACGAAACAGAAAAUGGAGAAAACACCUGGAGGGAUAGAGUACACUUUUCUACAAUCUUGGAGACUCCAAGUGCACAAUAAAAAGAAUAGAAAAACAAAAAGAGUGAAUUUUCCAUGACAUGUCACCAGGGGACAAAAAUUUGAAUGGACCCUUUAUCAUGUCAAAAAGAAGUUUUUGUAUUUGUCAUAUAGUUUGACAUGAAUCAGUUAGAAUUUUGCUCUUCCAAUUAAGGGAACCGUCCUCGGGCUUCCAAAAUUCCACAUCCUUGUGGGACGCUUACAAGUCUCCUUGCGUUUAUAUACAGCGAGGCUUGCCCCCAAAUUCAAACUAGACUGAGUCCUUCCUGUGGUUGAAUUGGGGUCCCGGCCAGUAGAUUGUGCUUAGCGUGCCAUCGCUGCCACCACAUAGAACCCCUAUGCCCGUAGCCCUCGUCUUUAUGCAGGACGGACGCAGGAGAUUGUGAUUGGAAUUCCAAUAGCAGGCAUGUGUGUUUGGAGCGGGGACUUGCCCAUGUAUGGCCAAGAUGCCGUCAAGCCCCGGCCUCGGCUAGCCACGAGUGAAGACGUUGGUGGCCUGCCUCGAUUGCUGCUCGCCAAAAGCUCUGGUCAAAGACUCCAGGCUGACUGAAUCAAUGGUUGAAUCAAUGUCGGCCUUAGCUCCCAGAUGCUGAUCCGGCCAGACCCCCCUUAUCUCCUGACUACCUCAAUCUCCUCUGCCUGGUGUUGGCCACGUGUUUUGGUGUGCCAGUUGCGACCCAGGACCGAGACUUGGGCACACGUUCACGAUCGUGCGCCUUUCGCUCGUCCUUCUCCUCGCUCCUGGGGCAAUUUUCAGGUGCGCUGUGGAUGCGCUCGCCUUGGAAAGGCCGUCACAAUGGACGGAGGAAAGUAUAAGCAAGCAACCAAAACGUGCAAACAUGAAGCCAGCGCCUUUAUCUGUGACGUUUGAUGUUUGCGCUCAUUUCGGAUUUCAUCGGCAGUCCGAAAGACAGUAACAAAAGGAAGGAAGUGCUGCUUGGCACCAUUUUUAAACAUCACAAAUCCCAAGCGGAAAGAAGCACAAAGCAUGUUUGCUUUUUCACUUUGUAUACACAACCGUCAUGUUUACAGGAAAAUUAGAACUAAACUGUCAACGGUUCAAGUUCUCCCUCUUACUGAAUAAUUGUUCGCGUUCAAAUCAAAUGGAAUCAAAUCACAGCUUCUGCAAUGGUGUGAAGUUCUUAACAAAAGACAGCUAGAGUAUUGAGGCGGAGGCUUCAAGCCAAGCCUCAAAGAUGCUUUUGAGCCACACCAAGUUACCAGUUAGCGUGGAGAGUGUCUUUUUGCUGAGCUAGCUGUAUCUGAGCACUCCUGUCUUCUUCCCACAAGGCGUUCGAACGUGUCUUGACCCUGUCGCCGAAAGUAAUGCCACGUACGCUAAAACAGAUCACUGACUCGAGACGCUAGCUUGAUUUGGUGAAAAUCAGGAUGAGCACAAGAUGUUGGGUGGGAA